AGCGGCUGAGGGAGCGCGAGCGGCGCGGUGGGGGGGCCUGUCGGCGACAGCGGCGACAGCGGCGAUAGGAGCGGAGACAGCGACAGCGGCGGGUCCCAGCGCCUCGCGGCUCGGCGCUCCCCUGCUACCCUCGGCGCCGGGUGGCCCCGGCCCGCGGCGGCGGUGCUGACAGCCCGCCCGGAGCCCCGGGGGCGGCCGCGGCCACCAUGUCGUCCCCCAGCCCGGGCAAGAGGCGGAUGGACACCGACGUGGUCAAGCUGAUCGAGAGCAAACACGAAGUCACAAUCUUAGGAGGACUCAACGAAUUUGUCGUGAAGUUUUAUGGACCACAAGGAACACCGUAUGAAGGUGGAGUAUGGAAAGUUAGAGUCGACCUUCCUGACAAAUACCCCUUCAAAUCCCCAUCUAUAGGAUUCAUGAAUAAAAUCUUCCAUCCCAACAUUGACGAAGCGUCAGGAACUGUAUGUCUAGAUGUAAUCAAUCAAACUUGGACAGCUCUCUAUGAUCUCACCAAUAUAUUUGAGUCGUUCCUGCCCCAGCUGCUGGCUUAUCCCAAUCCUAUAGAUCCUCUAAAUGGUGAUGCUGCAGCCAUGUACCUCCACCGACCAGAAGAGUACAAACAGAAAAUUAAAGAAUACAUCCAGAAAUAUGCAACAGAAGAAGCACUAAAAGAACAGGAAGAAGGCACCGGGGACAGCUCAUCCGAGAGCUCCAUGUCCGACUUCUCGGAAGAUGAGGCUCAGGAUAUGGAAUUGUAGUAGAGGAGGCCACCUGCUUUUCAGAGAGACUCUAAUUUCCUAACCAUGAGAAGCAGACUAUAAUAUUCAUAUUUAAACAAAGCAAUUUUUUUUAUUACUAAACAAGGUUUUUAUGAAUUAUAGCAUUGAUAUAUAUAUAUACAUAUAUAUAUAUCACCCUUUAGAUCUUGAUUUUCUCGGUCAUUUCCCGGUUUUUUCCCCGAGGUGCAUUAGAAUAUUCCCAACAUUCCAUUCUGGUAGCAAUAUGCGGCCCGGAUGCAUGCGUUGAGAUUUUUCCAUUUGGCCAAGUCUACUUUUGGUGUGCUACCAAACAGCUACCCUGGGAGGGAGGGAAUAACAAAAAAAAAAAAAAAAAAAAAGGCAAAAAAAAAAACCAGACAAAAAUCAGACAACAAAGAAAAAUCCAAACUAAACAGAAGGGGGGAAAAAAAAAAAAAAGAGGGAUUUGCUGUCGGAUCAAGGUUUCCACCUGGGAUGUUGGAGUCUAAAACCUUGGGGGUGUUAGAGCUGUGUAGGGAUGGAAGGGGCUCCUCUAGGUUGUGUUUUAAGAGAAAAAAAAGAGGGAUUUAACUAAAAAAAAACAAACAAAAAAAAAACAACAAAACAAUCCAAAUGCACGCAGCUCCUCAGAGCACCGAUGCUGGAAAACGCCUCGGAAUUUCAGUUCUUGCUGUGGACUCCUCCCUGCCCUCCCGAACUGUAGGGACUGACAACCACUGGUGGAUUCCCUUGGGGGACUUCGGAAAAGCUUUGGAUGUUGUUCCCUUUGCUUGGUCUGGAUUAAGAGCUGUUCCCUUGCUGGGAGGGAAGAACCACCCCGAACCCCACGGAUGAUGCUCUUGGAACUGGGAUUGACCCCGGAGCACGUGGAAGUCAAACUCUUCUUCCUCUGUCCCACUUUGGAACCUGCUGCCCUUGAACAGCUUCGAGUUGGCUUUGUUAUUGUUAUUAUUUUCUUUUUUUUCUAUUUCUUUCUUUCCCCUUCCCUCUUUUGCUGGAAAUCUGGUUCAGACACCUGACAAACACUCGCUGUGUCCUGGGAAUUUCUCUGACCAGAUGAUUGGCCUUGCCAGAGCUUCAGAUCCACGGAAUUGUCCCGUCGGCCGAAGUCCACGAAUCCAUCGGCACUGAUUUUGAUUUUCCUUUUUUUUUUUUUUUUUAAAUAUAUAUAUUUUUUUUAAAUCUUUCUUUCCUCUCCCCCUUCUGCACCAGCUUGGUUCCCAUCUGCUUGUGUGUGUACAACAGGAUAAAAAUUCCUUAAGAGUUAACAGAGAAUAUGAUCUAGGAAAAAAAAAAAAAAACACAAAAUUUGACCUGAAUAAAAAAAAAAAAGCCUAAAAAGCACCAACUGAGGAAGCAAAUGAAUUUGCUCUUUGUUUUUUUGUUGUUUGAUUUGGGUUUUUUUGUUUUGGUUUGGUUUUUUUCUCCAGAAUGUUUGGGAAUUGGAAUGUUGGAUUUUUCCUGGUGUCUUGCAGCAAGCUGAGAGAUUUUUUUUUUUUUUUUUUUUUGCUGUUGUUCCUAAGAAUCUGAUAAGUAAAUGUCUCCUUGGGAUACUUGAAUUGGGAUAAUUGUGCAACAGAGAUUCAAACUGAGAUGGAUUUUUAAAGCUGAAUGUUACCUGCUGUUUUCUUUUGGGGAUUUUUCGGAGGGGUUUGGACAAGAUGUUUUCAUUUGUGAUGUGACCUGCAGGGAAAAAAGAAAAAAAAAUCAACCCACCCUGAGCAACUCUGGAGCAGAGUUUUGAAUGUCAGACUGGUACAUUUGUCAUUUUCCCAGAAUUAUUGGGGUUUGUUUCCUUUUCCACCGAGUUGGGGCUGGGAGAUUCCAACCCCAUCGCUGACUCAUAAAGCACAAUCAGUUCCUUUUAUUUCUGUUACUUUUGGGGGGAGAAAACAAAAAACUCCAUCAAGUCCCACUUGGCUUUGGCAUGAUUUUCCUUAAUAAAAAACCUACCAUGA
Messenger RNA from Cinclus cinclus, 2716 nucleotides. RefSeq names its product ubiquitin conjugating enzyme E2 H (gene UBE2H). The transcript is spliced from 7 exons. Gene Ontology annotation, biological process: ubiquitin-dependent protein catabolic process; protein polyubiquitination. Bases 207 to 758 code for a protein of 183 amino acids. The record is from RefSeq and is a predicted model, not a curated record. Lineage: Eukaryota; Metazoa; Chordata; Aves; Passeriformes; Cinclidae. Gene Ontology annotation, cellular component: nucleus. Gene Ontology annotation, molecular function: ubiquitin conjugating enzyme activity.